GGUGAGCGCCCCUACACCUGCACCCACUGCGGGAAAACCUUCGGGCGCAGCGCCCACCUGGCCCGGCACCAGGAGACCCACUCCGGCGAGCGCCCCUACAAGUGCACCUACUGCGGAAAAGCCUUCGGGCGCAACGCCCACCUGACCCGGCAUCACGGCACCCACACCGGCGAGCGACCCUACCAAUGCGGCAUCUGCGGCAGAGCCUUCACCCGUGACGCCCACCUGACCCGGCACCAGCUCACCCACACCGGCGAGAAGCCCUUCGCGUGCGGCGUCUGCGGCAAAGCCUUCACCCGCAGCGCCCACCUGGCCCGGCACCAGGGCAUCCACACGGGCGAGAAGCCCUUCGAGUGCGGCGUCUGCGGCAAAGGCUUCACCCGCGAGGCCCACCUGGCCCGGCACCGGGCCACUCAUACCGGCGAGCGCCCCUACAAGUGCGCCAACUGCGGGAAGGGCUUCGGAGCCACCUCCCACCUCCUUCGCCACCAGCGGACCCACCAGGAGUAGCUGCCCCCAGUGCCCUUUCCGGUUCCCGUACCGCCACCCUCUGGGUUCCCUCUCCCUUUGGGGAACUGAGAGGUUGCCAGCUGCUGUUUC
Messenger RNA from Pelodiscus sinensis (Chinese soft-shelled turtle), 600 nucleotides. NCBI's taxonomy places the organism in Eukaryota, Metazoa, Chordata, Testudines, Trionychidae. The record is from RefSeq and is a predicted model, not a curated record.